Molecule: messenger RNA, 2616 nt
Organism: Gymnodraco acuticeps
Lineage: Eukaryota; Metazoa; Chordata; Actinopteri; Perciformes; Bathydraconidae
Product: ganglioside GM2 activator-like
Exons: 4
Coding region: 91-678 (195 amino acids)
Biological process (GO): lipid transport; ganglioside catabolic process
Cellular component (GO): cytoplasmic side of plasma membrane
Molecular function (GO): lipid carrier activity; enzyme activator activity
Source: RefSeq, a predicted model, not a curated record
GGAAGUGUAUGUACUUCAGAGUCGCUCUUGUUACCGGUGCGAUUAGUUGUUUCUCCUCCGGGUUGUGUCGCUGCCUCAGAGAAGAACAUCAUGGACAAAGUGUUGUUUCUCACGUUAAGCCUGGUUUUAGUUUUAACUCAGGUAAACUACAGCUCCUCCAGUCUGAGGAGAGUCAGCAAGGCUCAGGUUAGGGGUUUCGACUGGAAGAACUGCGGGCAGCCCGAUGCUCCAGCGGUCCUGAAGACGCUGACGGUGUCUCCGGACCCGAUCUCCAUCCCCGGAGAAUUGACCGCCUCGGCCUCUGGAUCCACAUCUGUGGAGCUCGCUGCCCAGCUUUCCGUGAACGUGACUCUGGAGAAGGAGGUGGCAGGUUUCUGGGUGAAGAUUCCCUGUGUGGAGGAGUUGGGCAGCUGUCACUAUAAAGACGCCUGUGACAUCCUGAACCAGCUGAUCCCCCCCGGAGAGGACUGCCCCGAGCCGCUGCACACCUACGGGCUGCCCUGCCACUGCCCCUUCAAAGCUGGCUUGUACUCUCUCCCUCAGUCGGACUUCACCCUCCCCACCAUGGACCUCCCUUAUUGGCUGAGCAACGGAAACUACCGGGUGCAGGGGGUUCUGGGAGCAGAAGGCAAGGAGCUGGGCUGCCUCAAACUGUCUCUGUCCCUUCACUCCGACUGAACCCAAAACUCACUCAGCUUCAUGUUCGUUUGCACAAAAAUUCAAAAUUGGGAAAGCAGAAGUUGCACAAGGUCGUGAACCUGAUCGACCUUUACAGGGAGCUGAAACACAUUUGAACCUGAGGACAAAGAGGAAACAAAAGAGCACAGGUAUUAACGCUGCAGCAUUCAAUUUAAGAAAGAUUAAAUCAAAUCUGACUUUUUUCUCGGAAUUAUGAUAAAAAGUCGGAAUUCUUAAAAAAAAAAGGCAGAAAUCUGAAAAAAUAAAUAGUUAAGACUUUCGGAAAAAUCUGAAAAAUAUUCUGACUUUUUUUCCGAUUUCUUAAGAAAAUCUUAAUUCUUAAAAAAUGCCAAAACACUGAGAAAUCAAUCAUUCUGACUUUUUCUCAGAAUUCUUUACAAAAAAAAGGCAGAAAUCUGAGAAAACUAUUGUUCUUUUUUAUUCAAAAAAUAUUUUUUAAAACACAGAAUUCUGAAAAAAAUAGCCAAAAUACUGAGGAAAAAAAUAUUUAAACAUUUUUUACAUUUUGUUUUUGUUUCAGAAUUCUGAGAAAAAAAGUCAGAUUUCUGAGAGAAGGAAAUAUUCGGACUUUCUUUUUUUUAUUCUGGAAAAAAGUCUAAUUUCUGAUUCUCUCGUCAGGACAAAGAGGGAAAUAAAACAUAACAGUUAUUCCUGCUGCAGCAUUCAAUUUAAGAUGAGAAGCAUGUUGUUUAAUUAACCCUUUAAAUGCAUUGAUGUCAUUUCCUUAAAUUCAACGUAUUCAGUUUAUUUCUGGUCAUCCGCAGAAAAAAGGUUUUGGUCAGAUCAGAUUUUUUUGUUGUGAAAUUAGGAUUCUGAAAAAAUAGUCAGACUUUUUCAGAUUUAUGAGAAAAAAAUCGCAAUCAUUUAAAAAAAAAAAAAGUCAGAAUGAAAAAAAAAUAUGACUUUUUCUCUGAUUUGGGAACAAAAACAGAAUUUAGAAAAAAUAGUCUGAAAUCUACGAAAAUAUAAUAGUUGGGAAAAUACUGAAUGUUCCUUCUGUAUCAGAGUAGCUCAUGAUAACAGAGGCCCUACGUAGCUGUGUACGUAGCCGGAUGUCUGACUACAUGCACGACGCUCACGAGACACUGUGUUGAAGUUAUGAUAGCUAUGUUCCAAAGAUUGGCCCCUAGAGAGAUAGGCAUAUGAAUGUCAUGUGUAUUGCUUUCGCAGGCCUUAGCUAAUCUGAGCUAAUGUCAGAAUACUGCUUUGAACCGGUAUUCCUCCAUCUUGUUGACUGUAACUCCCUCUCUUGAAUAAGCAUCUUGUUCGGGGUACUAUUUGUCCCACGCAGCCCUGUGUGUGAUGACUACUUCCAUUCUUCCAAUAAUAAUAAAUGCAUGUAUCCUGUUAUUGAAGACCUAGCCGGUGACGAGUGAUAUUUUUCUAACAAUAAUUUUUUCAAAAAAUCUGAAUUCUGAAAAAAAGCAGAAUACUGAGAAAUCAAUAAUUCAAAGUUUUUUCUCUGAAAUCAGAAAAUUCAAAAAUAUCUGAAUUCUGAAAAAAGUCUGAAUUCUUGAAAAAGGCAGAAAUCUGAGAAAAUACAUAGUUUAGACUUUUUUUUUUUUAUUCCGGAAAAAAAGUCAGCAAUAAAAAUAACUAGUUCUGACUUUAUUCUCAAAACUCUGAACAUUCUUACUUGCCGUUUCUUCUCAACUCCGUGCUUCCUGAUACAUUGAUUGUGUAUUCAUUUUUUUAUUGUAUGUUGUUCAUCUAUGUAUGUUUGCUAAGUGCCUGAUUAGAUAUAAAGGAUAAAUCAGUGUUUAUCCAAUGAAUACAAUCUUUUACUGAUAUGAGUUAUUAGUUUGAUUUUAAUGUUUGUUUUCUACAGUUUUGAAAAAAAUGAAAAUGAUGAAUUAUGUUUGUGAAUGAUUCCAGUGUAAACAUUUUCAAAAUAAAAAUAAAUUCUUACGACAUUUA